Molecule: messenger RNA, 4306 nt
Organism: Betta splendens (Siamese fighting fish)
Lineage: Eukaryota; Metazoa; Chordata; Actinopteri; Anabantiformes; Osphronemidae
Product: DENN domain-containing protein 2A
Exons: 20
Coding region: 399-3572 (1057 amino acids)
Biological process (GO): retrograde transport, endosome to Golgi
Cellular component (GO): actin cytoskeleton
Source: RefSeq, a predicted model, not a curated record
GAGAAGGGGAGAGAGAAGCAGCCAGCGUCAUUGAGAGACAGGAGUCCGAGUGAGUGAGCGUGUCACCGAGAAGAAAGAGCCGUAAACAUUCUAGCCCGGAGGCUGAAGGGGGGAGGGAUUGCCCUGACUUUGUGCCAUUUUCAAACUUUUUUUUCUGUGUUGCACUUGGAGCUGUACUCCGUCUUUCCCUGUGUUCAUAUAGGUACAGGCAGGGGCUAUGCAAAGUGAGAGAAGGCAGAGGCAGGGGUAGGGGUGUAAUAAGCGAGGGAGGGAGAGCGGCCAACUACCCUGAAGCAAAGGAACCAUGCAAGUGGAUGCUGUCGUCUGUGGACUCAGGUUACACAAAAUGAGAAACUACUCCAGGAGCACUUCAUCAGGGCUCACCCAGCUCACAAAGGAUGCCAGCUGCUAGCACCAUGACCGGUGGAAGGGCCCUGCUGCUCUGUACGAACACUGACAACUGUAUCUAUCAAUCUGUCAACGGGCUCCAGUGCUGCGGCUUGAAGGUUGUGGAGGCUCCGCCGUCAGUGGUGCCCCAGACCCAAGAGGUGUGUGGGUCACCAGGGGACAGGAGAGACACCGCUGUGUCCACCAAGCGUCCCCUUGCCCCCCUACUCAGCCUGAGCGACAGCCUGGGUCCCCCUGAUACCAUGCUGGCUCCAAGGAGAGCCCCCACCUCAGACACACGGACCCACAACAUGGAGAAUGGACUCUGUGACAAACUCAACCACACUAAGAGCCCAGCAGGAGUAAAGACUGCCAGCAUCCGGGAUAAGAUCUCACAAUGGGAGGGCAAAAAGGAGUCUGGCCCACUCACCUCUACAGGGACAUGUCCACUCAGCACAACACAAAAGGAAGUUGAGACAGUGAGGAAAAAGGAAUCCAAACUUUCAGAGGUCCAAAGGACCGACAGCAGGCGGUUUGUCAGCUGGGACAGACAAGACUCAGGGAAGGAGAACGCCGGGAAGCUGGGGGAUUUAAGACCCAAAUCUCCAGAAACCCCCGCAAAUAAAGACAAAGAUGUGAUCACAGAGAAAGGCUGCUGGCCCUCAAAGCCAGUAGAACAGCCCCAAGAGAAGAGGACUGUUCUAACCCAUGUUAAGAAACUGGAGAGGGUGACGAAAGAAGACCCUGACAGACCCUCGCUGGCAUUUCCAGGGAACUACUUCUGCCCUCCUUCCAAGGAGGAGCUGGAGGAGACGGAAAAGAAAUCCCUAGAACCCAUUUUUGGGACUUUUGACGUUAGUCGGCCUGGUGGGUUGCGGAGGAGGAGGGAAGGGGAUCCAGAGAAUGUGUACAGCGAGCCAGGUGCUCCGUCUAUAAACCCUGUACCGAAACCUCAAAGAACCUUCCAGCACCACACACCGCCUGCUACCCCAGCAUCGGGGGCCCUUCUGGUGAAGGGGAGGAGGAACCUGCCCCCUCUGCCCUCCAUUCCGCCUCCACCUUUGCCCACAUGCCCACCACCCGGAGUCUGCAGGAGACCCUGGGCCGAGAGGUCCCGGGACAGCAGCAACAGGAAGUCGUAUGAAUUUGAGGAUCUGCUCCAGUCCUCUACGGAAGGCUGCAGGGUGGACUGGUACGCUCAGUCCAGGUUGGGCCUAACACGCACUUUAUCAGAAGAGAAUGUCUACGAGGACAUAGUAGAUCCUCCAUCCAAGGAGAACCCUUAUGAAGACAUAGAGCCGGAGAGAAGCUGUCUUGGAAGCAAAUAUGUCUCACCAGCUUCUGCGUCUCCCGUCCCCGACACGCCAACUAAGCUCUCUUCCAAGCCUGCCUUCUUUCGACAAAACUCAGAGCGGCGAAGCUUUAAGCUCCUGGAGCUGCGCAAGAACACCAGGGACGCUGGCAUCCCGUCGCCCUCCCGCGUCAGCCCCCCCUCCACGCCCAGCAGCCCUGACGACACCCCCUGUCUCUCUGGAGACCCGGCCAAUCGCAGACGGAGGAAAAUCCCAAAGAUGGUGCUGAAAAUCAACGGCAUCUUCGAGGCGCGGAGAGGAAAGAAGCGCAUGAAGAGGGUCUCCCAGUCUACCGAGUCCAACUCAGGAAGAGUAACAGAUGAAAACAGUGAGUCUGAAAGUGACACUGAGGAAAAACUAAAAGCUCACAGUCAGCGCCUGGUGCUGGUCCAGUCCAUGCUGAGGCAGACGGGCCGGUACCGCACGCUGGAGCGGGAUCUGAUGGAACUGCAGGAGAGGAAGCUCUUUGAGUAUUUCAUAGUCGUCGCGCUUCACAAGACCAAGGCUGGGGUGCCGUACCUCCCAGAGGUCACGCAGCAGUUUCCUCUCAAGCUGGAGCGGAGCUUCAAGUUCAUGCGGGAGGCAGAGGACCAGCUGAAGGUCAUCCCUCAGUUCUGCUUUCCUGACGCCAAAGACUGGGCGCCAGUCGACAGCUUCCCCAGUGAGACUUUUUCCUUCGUGCUGACCGGUGAAGAUGGAAGCAGGCGCUUCGGCUACUGCCGGCGGCUGCUGCCCAGCGGUAAAGGCCGACGGCUCCCUGAGGUUUACUGCAUCGUCAGUCGCCUGGGCUGCUUCGACCUCUUCUCCAAGAUCCUGGAUGAGGUGGAGAAGAGGAGGGCGAUCUCACCUGCCCUGGUGCAGCCUUUUAUGAGGGGCAUCAUGGAAGCUCCCUUCCCUGCUCCAGGAAGGACUAUUACGGUCAAAAACUUCCUACCUGGGUCGGGGACGGAGGUGAUAGAGCUGUGCAGGCCGUCCGACUCCCGUCUGGAGCACGUGGACUUCGAGUGUCUCUUCUCGUCUCUGAGUCUGCGUCUCCUCCUGAGAGUCUUUGCCUCUCUCCUCCUGGAGCGCAGGGUCAUCUUCACCGCCGACAAACUCAGCACUCUGUCUCAGUGCUGUCACGCGGUGGUGGCUCUCCUCUACCCCUUCACCUGGCAGCACACCUACAUCCCUGUGCUCCCUCCCUCCAUGUUGGACAUCGUGUGCACCCCCACCCCCUUCAUAGUGGGCCUGCUGUCCGGCUCGCUGCCUCGUCUGAAGGAGCUGCCCAUAGAGGAGGUUCUAGUUGUUGACCUGGGCAACAGCCGCUUCUUACGCCAGCUGGAUGACGAGGACUCUAUUCUUCCUCACAAGCUCCAAGCUGCUCUUGAGCAUGUGCUGGACAAGAGAAGGGAACUUGCUUCUGAGAAAGGAGAUUUGCCCAAUGACUCCUGCUCCCUGAGCACAGUGGUUUCCGAGGCCUUUGUGCGUUUCUUCGUGGAGAUGGUGGGCCAUUAUUCCCUCUUCAUGGGUGGAACCGACAGGGAGGAUGAGUCCGUCUCCUCUCCUACUCUGCCCAACCCUUCCUCUUCCCCGGUAUCAUCGUUUCAGCGCGAGGCCUUUCGCAAAGCAGUCACUUCCAAGAGCUUGAGAAGGUUCCUGGAGGUUUUCAUGGAGACCCAGAUGUUCACUGGUUUCGUCCAGGAGAGGGAGCUGCGCAGGCAGGGCCUCCGAGGUCUGUUUGAGGUGAGAGCACAAGAAUAUCUGGACUCGCUGCCUGGGAGUGAACAACGAGGAGUCAACAAGUUCCUCAAGGGCCUGGGAAACAAGAUGAAAUUCCUCUCCAAGAAAUGAUGUCAUCUGAGGAAGUAGGAAGAGAAAUUACGAAGAGAUGUGCAGUAAAGGAGAAGAAGGAGACACACGUGGACAUGGAAAUACAUCUGUCACCACAAAGGCAGACUUGAUGUGAGCUGGACCUAGUUUAUAGGAUAAAAACUUGAGAAAGUCAUUCCACAAGUGAGGGCUUCUCAUCUUGGACCACAACUCUUCCACCGAUGAGGAAACGUACAGUGUAUUAUUGUUUACCACAGCUGUAAACCUGCGAGGAGGCGCGUCACCGAAGAGGCAGUUCUGUAAAAUACCUUCUAAUACAUUCCAAGUAUUUUCUGUAGAAGCUCCAAUAAAUGCAGUAGUACAACUUCUUUGAGAACAGGAGGCUUCUAAGUUAAUUUAUAUUCUCAACAGACAAACGUUAUUUCUCCUUUUUAGAUUCAAAUCGGUGCGAAUAAAUCUCCUGUAGACUGUAAAAGGCUUUAUUUAACAGAGUCUAGUUCAGACGGCUUAAGGCCACUUUGGGCGCGUUGCUAUUUUGUUUGUACCACUUCUUUAGGCCACUUGUAUUUGAUAAGGAACAAGAAUGAGGAGGAUGUGAAGAUGAGAAGAUAAAUGUGAAUCCACCCUUCACCUGGCUUUUAGUACAGGAUGUGGGUUUAUUUGAUGUUGAUGAAUGAUGUGUUUAGUCCAAUCAGUGUCAAACAGUUUAAAAAAAACAUUAAAUGAAAAUACAAUAAAUCUUUAUUAGUAAUGUG